CUCUAUUCCUAAUGAAGCAGUUAGUAGUUUCCGCCGGUCAAUUUUUGUCCCAUCACUUUCGUCCAGAUUUUUUUCGUCGGUUAACCUUCGCCCACCUCCCACCACCCGGUGCAAAACAAAAAAAAAACAUACGCCACCAUCCGUCUCUCGAUCCACCCGAUGCGGCCGCCCUAUCUCCCUCGUCUAGCGAUGCAACGCCGCCCCUAUCUCCCCGCUCCGCCGCCGCCGCCCCCCGCCUUCCACUAUCACCCGCUCAGCCACCUCCACCCUCCUCUACAUCGCCGGAGGAACGGGCACACCUGGCGCGCCGCCUCGAGGCCGCGCUCGAGCAGGUGAGGAGGGAGUCGGUGCGGCAGGGCGCGGCCCUGGACGAGCUGAGGCGGCGGGCGCGCGCGGACGAGCUCCUCGUCGCCAGGCGGAGGGCCACCGAGGGCGUCGAGCGCCGCAAGGAGCAGAUGCAGGCGCAGAUCGAGCGGGUGCUGCCGCUCUCCAGGGCCCUCGCCGCCGCGCACCGGCAAGUGCAGGUACCUGCCUGCCCGCCCGUUUCUUCCUCUCAACGCGAGACUGGAAUGCUUUGGCUAUUGUGGCUGCCUGCGUUUGGUCCAAUAGCAUCUGUCAAUAGCAAGGGGUCUGGAAGUGCAUGCCGCAGUAUAUACGGUGGAUUUGUGAAAUGGUGUAUGGGAAAAAAUGAUGAUGGAAGUGACAGUAUGGCAGUACAGCUUGUUGACGAAUCGCAUUGGGAUGAUCUUGUUAUAAUCAUAGCAGUGGUCAGUUCAAAGCAGAAGGAAACCAGUAGCACCAGUGGGAUGCGGGACACUAUUGAAACAAGCCCCCUCUUGCAGUACAGGGCCCAGACUGUAGUGCCAAGUCGCAUAUUGAAAAUGGAGGAGGCCAUCAAGAAUUGUGAUUCUGAAUCCUUUGCUAGGUUAACUUGUGCAGAUAGCAACCAGUUUCAUGUUGUAUGUUUGGACACGAGUCCUCCCAUGUUCUACAUGAAUGAUACGCCACACAGGAUAAUUAGCCUUGUGGAGAAGUGGAACCACUCGGAAGAAACCCCACAUGUGAAAUGUGGAGUAAGAGGAGACACCAGACCAAGAUGCAAUGAAUAUUUUGCUUCGUGGUGAUUGGGCAGAUGACUAUCAACACCAACUGCAGCAUCGUCCAUCUUGCGAGCAUACUACCAAGCUGCGCAGGGUUAAGGAGGAUUUCACCAAGAAAUAAAAACGGAGAAGAGGCCAUAAGUGCUACUACCAAUAGCCUCAAACAAGAAAAUGGAUACUUUCCGUGAUAUCUGUGCAAUAUUUCAAAAGUUUUAGCAAGUGUCUAAUCAUAUAACGUGAAUAACAAAUUACUAUUAGUAUGAGCAGUGUGCAUGGUUCAGAAAAGAGUAAACAAUGUGAGUUACUAUUCUAUACAGUGGAUAUCUUCUUUUUCCAGGCCUAAGCUUAAAGAACAAGUGAGGUAUUGUGACCAACACCCUGAGGAGAUUGACACACUUGUAGAAGUGAAGGCUCAGUUUUCAGAGGCGAAGAAAUGCCACAAAACUUCAAGAAGGCCUUGUCGUUGCAGGUCACGUGAACUCGAUCGGGAUGUUCUGGGGGAAACCCUAGAUCUGGGUCUACCGGAUCGGACAAUGACGGCGCCUUCGGUGUCGUUCUCCCUCCUGGGAGCAUUGCUUUGGAUCAAGUGUUGGCUAGAGGGGACAAGAGGGGGAACAGUGUUACAUCUACUGCAAGGCGCCACGGAGUUCCGACGACGGGCGCGUGUGGAUGGAUAUGUGCAGGAUGGUGGCGUUGUCUAACGCCAUGGUGGCAUUGACGAUAGGCCUGGCAAGGUCAGCGGCGUCAGGUCUGGAGAUGCGGAUGCCCCUACAUAGCGUGGCGCCAGUGGCACGUCGGGGAUCCUUCAUCACCCAAGGAACAAACGCAAUCGGCACUACUACAUUACUGCAGUCUGCACAUGCUGUGUUGAGGGGAUUGGAGGAAUUGGUAGCACGCCAUAAAAUUUUGCUUACCUUCUCUAAAAUCAUGCUUGUUUCAUUCAUUGCUUCACAUCACCAAGUUAUUGGUGCGAUUGAGUCCAAGCUUGUUUGCACUACUGGAUGCCGCUCCAUUUAACUCCAUGUGCUGUUUGAUUUUAUAGGGGUAGAGAGUUUGUGCGAAAGUGCAGGGGUGCCGGUGGUACAGGUUGAAUUGAACCCAUGGAAGAUUUCAACUCAUAAUCUUUGCUGUCAAUCGUACACAAAAGUUCCUAAUUUUUUUAACCUGUCUUGGAAGUAAAUUGCCAUUUCUUUUUUAGAUUGACUCAUGGUAAUACUAGCAUGUACACACAUGGAUGCACGUCUGAACAUUUUGAUGUGAUUUUGUAGAUAAGAAAUUACAAAGAUAUAAACGAACCAACCUUCUUUGUAAUUAUGUAUUUUACUCCUUAUAAUUGCCAGCAAGGACUAGCUAUUUUAUCA
Molecule: messenger RNA, 2461 nt
Organism: Triticum urartu
Lineage: Eukaryota; Viridiplantae; Streptophyta; Magnoliopsida; Poales; Poaceae
Source: RefSeq, a predicted model, not a curated record